GUUGAAAAGCAUCGAGGCCAACACACUUCCAAAAACACUCUCUAAUUAUUGUUGUGGGAGAACAGCUGAGGGUUUAUCUAGGGUUUAAGCAAAGCACCCAAAAGGUAAUUGAAACCCCAAAAAAGGUUCCAAUUGUUCCUCUAAAUUUCUAGGGUUUGAAGAGAAAUGGGAGCAGACAAAGGAAAGAAGCAGAAAUCAGGAGAAGUGAAGGAAGAAAACAAUGGGGCAGAGCCCAUUGAUGGAGAGCUCGUUCUUUCCAUUGAAAAGCUUCAGGAAAUUCAAGACGAGCUUGAAAAAAUCAAUGAGGAAGCAAGUGAAAAAGUCUUGGAAGUGGAACAAAAGUUCAAUGAGAUACGCAAGCCUGUCUAUAAUAAGCGAAAUGAUGUCAUUAAAUCCAUUCCUGAUUUCUGGCUGACUGCGUUUAUGAGUCAUCCGGCCCUCAGUGAACUUUUGACUGAAGAAGACCAAAAGAUUUUCAAGUAUCUAAGUGAUCUUGAAGUAGAAGAUUUCGAAGAUGUGAAAUCUGGUUACUCCAUCACAUUUAAAUUCAACCCCAAUCCGUACUUUGAAGAUACUAACCUCACAAAGACCUUCACUUUCCUUGAGGAAGGAAUAACAAAAAUCACUGCAACAUCAAUAAAAUGGAAAGAAGGCAUGGGCAUUGCUAAUGGUGUUGCCGAAGAAAAGAAAGGAAACAAGCGAUCUCAUGCUGAGGAAAGCUUCUUUACCUGGUUUAAUGACUCCGAGCAUAAAGGUGAUAUGUACGAGAUUCAUGACGAGGUGGCUGAUAUCAUCAAGGAUGAUUUGUGGCCAAACCCUCUUACAUAUUUUAACAAUGAGGCUGAUGAAGAGGAUCUUGAAGUGGAUGAUGACGACGACGAUGAGGAAAAGGGCAGUGAUGGCUCGGAAGAUGAUGAUGAUGAACAAGAUGACGAGGAUGAAGAUGAAGACUGAGACGCUGUUUUCUACAGUUUAGUAUCAUGGGUUUUCACUUCUUCAACAGUGGUGUCUGUAAACAGGAUUGACUACAACUUUCUAGAGUAAAGAAAGGUAGAAGAAGAUUCUCAACUUUGUUUAAGUUAAUCUCGUCCCUCAGCUUUUUCAGACUGGUCAGCCGUCGCCCCAAUCAAGGUCUUACAUUAGUUUCUUGUUCCUCAUGGGGUUGCCCUGUGAUGGAAGAUUUCAGUUAAUGUAGCAAUGAGCACAGGUGGGAGUAUAGGUAGGUUUUGUUUGGUGUAAAGCUGCUGCUGGUGCGUACUAUAUAUGAAGGAUAUAUAUGCAUGGUAUUGAGAAUGUUUUAGUCAUUACCAGCUACAUAGGGCUUGCUCGCCAUUAACAAGGAUAAUUGGCACAUCACACCUCAAAAAUUAGCAUGAUUUGCAUAUUGCACCC
Sesamum indicum (sesame) is the source of this 1392-nucleotide messenger RNA. RefSeq names its product NAP1-related protein 2. NCBI's taxonomy places the organism in Eukaryota, Viridiplantae, Streptophyta, Magnoliopsida, Lamiales, Pedaliaceae. Gene Ontology annotation, cellular component: nucleus. Gene Ontology annotation, biological process: nucleosome assembly. The record is from RefSeq and is a predicted model, not a curated record.